This is a messenger RNA of Striga asiatica, 1176 nucleotides long. NCBI's taxonomy places the organism in Eukaryota, Viridiplantae, Streptophyta, Magnoliopsida, Lamiales, Orobanchaceae. The record is from the annotation of a GenBank genome assembly.
AUGACUCUCGCCAAAGCAUACCUCACAAUCGCGAAAGAGCACAACAAUCUCCAUCUUGCUUGGGAGCUGGGCUCGCGAAUAAGAAGUUGCCAGCUGUUGCUCUCUAAGGCCGCCAUGCGGGAUGAUGAUGAUGAGCCCAUCUCUCUAGAAGAAGCCGAGCCAGUAAUCAAAAGCCUCUCAUCUCUCAUCUUCAAGGCGCAAGAUUCUCAUUACGAUAUUGCCACCACUAUAAUGACGAUGAAGUCCCAUAUACAAGCACUCGAAGAACGUGCAAACACGGCCACUAUUCAAGGUACGAUUUUCGGGCAAUUAGCUUCCGAGGCAAUUCCCAAGAAUAUCGAGUGCUUUAAUAUUAAGCUCACAGCCGAAUGGCUCCAGAACAAAUCUUUACAGCUUUUUUCAGACGAGCAGAAGAAAAAAAAUUCUCCCAGGCUAGUGGAUAAUAAUCUUUACCAUUUCUGUAUAUUUUCCGAUAACCCACUAGCCGUUUCAGUUGUUGUAAAUUCAACCGUUUCAAAUGCCGAGCAUCCAAAACAGCUCGUUUUCCAUCUUGUGACAAGUGAGGUGAAGUAUGGGGCAAUGCAAGCUUGGUUUAUAUCAAACGAUUUCAAAGGCGCCACUAUAGAAGUUCAAAAUAUCGAAGAAUUCACCUGGCUAUACCCGAAAUACAUCUCCCUUCUAAAUCACCUCCGUUUUUACGUACUCGAAAUUUACCCACAGUUAGAGAAGACGUGCCUCGAGGCUUUCCACAGAUAUUAUAAAUACCUCAACUUUUCGAACCCGAUUAUAAGCACUAAAUUCGACCCUCAAGCAUGCGGAUGGGCCUUUGGAAUGAAUGUUUUCGAUUUGAUUGCUUGGAGGAGAGAAAAUGUGACUUCAAGGUAUCAUUUUUGGAUGGAGAAGAAUACGGAUAGGUUGAUUUGGAAGCUCGGGACACUGCCACCCGGGCUUUUGACUUUUUACGGUUUGACCGAGCCGCUUGACCGAAGGUGGCACGUUUUGGGAUUGGGUUAUGAUUUGAAUAUCGAUAAUCGGCUGAUAGAGUCAGCAGCUGUUAUUCACUACAAUGGGAAUAUGAAGCCGUGGCUGAAGGUGAGUAUAGCUCGAUAUAGGCCUAUGUGGGAACAGUAUGUGAAUCGUGCUAAUCAAUAUCUGCAGGAUUGUGUUACAAGCUGA